Messenger RNA from Paramecium primaurelia, 2292 nucleotides. Lineage: Eukaryota; Ciliophora; Oligohymenophorea; Peniculida; Parameciidae. The record is from the annotation of a GenBank genome assembly.
AUGAGUAAAAUAUGUUAAAAGCAUAAAAAAUACGAGGAAAAAUUUAUCUGCAUUCACAAAACAAGACUACAAAAAGAAGGUAACAAAUUUUCCUGCAUAAAAUGUUUAAACUGGAAAAAAUCAGACGAUUACUUAAAGAGUAUUGAUGAUGUUGAAGAAGAAGCAAAAUAAAAUGUAGCCAAAUAUGUAGAAAUGUAAAGCAAAAUAAUAAAUUCUAAUAAUGAAAUGAAGUAAAAAUAUCUUCAAUCAUUAACUGAACUUUAUCAUAAAUUAAAUCAAUAUUUUGAAAAUUAAUAAAAGUCCAUUACUUCCUUAGUUGAACAAUAAAAUCAAAUACUAACACAAAACAUUAACUAAGCUAAUUCACUUUUAAAUGAAUAAUCUGUUUUGGAUUCUCAAUCAAUUGACAAUUUCAUUAUUUUUACGACUUUAAAUGAAACAACUUAAAAAAUUAUUGAAAAUAAAUAUGUUUCUAUAAAUAAAUGUUUAGAAAGAUAAUUUAAUUAUGAAUUUGCUGAAAUCUAAUGUAAAGUAAACUAAUUUACAACGUUGGAGUUUAAAUUUGAUUCUAUUCCAAAAUAUGAAGUUGAAUAAUUCAAAAUUUUAACUGUUGAUAAAAAAAAAGAUAAAAUUCCCUAUUGCGAAGAACACUAAAUGAAAAAAAUAUAAAUAUGCACAUACGAAGAUUGUUUAGAAGAGCAAAAACAAGAAUAUCUCUGUUCAGAUUGUGCUAAGAAUAAUCAUGAAUAACAUUCAAAAGGUAAAUUUAUAAAAACUUUAUAAAAAAUAAAGAUUGAGCAGAAUGAGAAACUUAAAUUAAUUGAGGAGUAAUAUUAAAUCCUUUAAUAAGAAGUUGAAAACAGAAUUGAUAAAGAAUUAACAGCAAAUUAACAACAAUAAUAAGAAAUUUUCGUUAAUUCUUAAAAAAUAAGGGAAAAUCUUAAAUAUUUGGAAGCUUAGUCUAAAAUUAAUCCUUUCAACAAAAAUCCAAAUUUUAUUUAUAAUAAUAUUAAUUAAAAUUUGUUAUCAUAUGAUUCAGAUAUGAUCAAAUAAGAGUUUUAAUCAAAAUUAGCUUAAUUAGAAUAAUUAAAAUAACAAAUUACAAAAAUAAAAAAAGAAGAGUUUCAAUAAUAAUGCCAAACUACUGAAGAGUAAUCACUAACUGCUCAGUAAGAAGCAUUUAAAUAAAAAAAAUUAGUGUAAUAAUAUGAACUUUAAAUUUCAGAGUUAUAAAAGAAAUUAGAAAUUAAUUCAAAUUAAUCAUUAAUGAUAGAAAUUAAAAAUGCAUAAAACUAAUUGAUUGACUAAACCUUCAAAGAGCAAUAAAAAUAAUUUAUUGAGGGUAUUAAUGAGAUUAUAUCAUAAAUUUAAACUGUUUCAAAAGUUGUUACUGAAAGUAAACAUAUCAGUUCUUUGUAAUAAGAUUUGAAAAAUGCUAUAACAACAAUUAAUUAAAUUAAUUCAUAAAGUUACUUGAUACCAACUUUAUAAUAAGAAUUAAAAACUUCAACUAAUAGUUUAGAAGGAAUAAAAUCAUAAAUUACUAAUCUAACUAAUUUGAAUUAAGAUUUAAAAGUUAUUUAAAAAGGAAUGGAUGAGAUCAAAUCAUAAAUUUAAACUGUUUCAAAAGUUGUUACUGAAAGUAAACAUUUCAGUUCUUUGUAAUAAGAUUUGAAAAAUGCUAUAACAACAAUUAAUUAAAUUAAUUCAUAAAGUUCCUUGAUACCAACUUUAUAAUAAGAAUUAAAAACUUCAACUAAUAGUUAAGAAGGAAUAAAAUCAUAAAUUACUAAUCUAACUAAUUUGAAUUAAGAUUUAAAAGUUAUUUAAUAAGGAAUGAAUGAGAUCAAAUCAGAAUUUUAAAUUGAAAAUAAACAUAUCAGUUCUUUGUAAUAAGAUUUGAAAAAUGCUAUAACAACAAUUAAUUAAAUUAAUUCAUAAAGUUCCUUGAUACCAACUUUAUAAUAAGAAUUAAAAACUUCAACUAAUAGUUAAGAAGGAAUAAAAUCAUAAAUUACUAAUCUAACUAAUUUGAAUUAAGAUUUAAAAGUUAUUUAAUAAGGAAUGAAUGAGAUCAAAUCAGAAUUUUAAAUUGAAAAUAAACAUAUCAGUUCUUUUUAAUCAGAUUUGAAAAAUGCUAUAACAACAUUUAAUUAAAUUGAUUCAUAAUGUUCCUUGAUACCACCUUUAUAAUAAGAUUUAAAAUAUUCGGUGUAAGUUUAGGAAGAAAAAAAAAUAAUCCCCAAAGCCAAGUCGGGAUUAAAAUUUAGUUGAAAGUUUUUUAUAUAAAUC